Molecule: messenger RNA, 2338 nt
Organism: Oldenlandia corymbosa var. corymbosa
Lineage: Eukaryota; Viridiplantae; Streptophyta; Magnoliopsida; Gentianales; Rubiaceae
Source: the annotation of a GenBank genome assembly
AAAACAACUCAUGCCAUACAUGUUAAACAUACUUAUAUUCUUGUGAUAGAUAUUGUCACAAACAAAUUAACACGAAAGUGAGAGAGAGCAUCAAUUCCAUAUGUCUUCCAAAACAUUUGAUGAAUAGUGUACAAUCAUCUCAAUAAAUUAGCUGGGUUCUGAUCGAUCACAAUUCACAGAAAAUUAGAAAAUCGACCGUGUGUGGGGAGCUAAUAACUAAUAAGCUCUAUAAGGUGUAGAGCUGAUGGACUAAAAAUCAGCACCAUCGAAAGUGUCGAAUUUUGGUGGGCCGUCUGGUUACCUGAUCUCACAUGUGAGUGUUUUCUGGUGAACAAAGCUUGGAGGGAUACCGGAAAAAAUGCCGAGCAAGAAGCCGAAAAUCGUGAUAAUUGGAGCUGGAAUGGCUGGUAUUACAGCUGCCAACAAGCUCUACAAAUCUGCUGGCUUUAAGGAUUUGUUUGAGCUUUGUGUUGUGGAAGGAGGGACAAGAAUAGGUGGCAGGAUUAACACCUCAGAGUUUGGUGGUGACAGGAUUGAGAUGGGUGCUACUUGGAUCCAUGGAAUUAAAGGCAGCCCAAUUCACAAGAUUGCUCAAGAUAUCCAUUCCCUGGAAUCUGACCACCCAUGGGAAUGUAUGGAUUCUCUUGAUGAUCCAAUCACCAUUGCUGAAGGUGGGCAUGAGUUGAGCCCAUCUAUCAUUGACCCAAUUUCCAAUCUGUUCAAGAAACUCAUGGAUUUUGCUCAGGGAAAAUCUGUUGAGGAAGAUGAUGAUUCAGUACCAGACACUGAAUUCAGCAAAGUCAACUUUGCCAAGCUUGCUGCUGCUAAAUCUUCUGGCCCUGGGAAGGGAAACCUUGGAAUUGGUUCUUACCUUAGAAAGGGCCUUGAGUCUUAUUGGAAUUCAGUGCAUCAGCAAGAGCAAGAAGAUGAAGGUAAACUGUUUGGUAAUUGGACUAAAAGAGCACUCCAAGAAGCCAUUUUUGCAAUGCAUGAAAACACACAGAGGACAUACACUUCUGCAGGUGAUUUGGAUACACUGGAUUACAAUGCAGAGAGUGAGUAUAUUAUGUUCCCUGGUGAAGAAGUAACCAUUGCAAAAGGUUACUUGAGUGUUGUUGAUUCUUUAGCUUCUGUUUUGCCUUCUGGCCUGAUUCAAUUAGGCCGAAAGGUCACGAAAAUCGAAUGGCAGCCAGCAGAUAGUACUCCAUCAUCAUCAUCAUCAAUCCAUAGAGUUUUUGAAAAUGGGCAUGGAACUAGGCCUGUUAUCAUACAUUUCCUUGAUGGAUCAACCAUGUCAGCAGAUCAUGUCAUUGUUACUGUUUCACUGGGAGUUCUGAAGCAGGGGAUUCGCCAAGAAUCCGGCUUGUUCAAUCCUCCACUUCCAAAUUUCAAAACAGAAGCUAUUACAAAGCUUGGAUUUGGUGUAGUCAACAAGCUGUUCUUGCAAUUAAGCCCAACAACACAUGAUCAUGAAAGCAGCAAGAUUCCCAAGAAGUUUCCAAGCUUGCAGUUGGUUUUCCACCAAUCAGGCAACCCGAAUUCAAAAAGUUCAAAAAUCCCAUGGUGGAUGAGAAAGACAGCAACUUUAGCACCAAUUUAUAGCAAUUCCAGUGUUCUUUUAUCUUGGUUUGCAGGUGAAGAAGCUCUGCAGCUAGAAUCCAUGAAUGAUGAUGAUAUCCUUGAUGGGGUCUCCGCAACAGUGUCAAAUUUAUUGUCCAAAUCAGGGAGCCAAAUCAAAUCAAACUCAAACUCCCAUCAAUUAUGCAAUGGGGAUGCCAAUUCUGAAGAGGGGUUACUUCCAAAAUGUGUGAAAUUUGACAAAAUUUUGAAGAGCAGAUGGGGGACCAAUCCCCUGUUCUGGGGCUCCUACAGUUACGUUGCUGUUGGAUCAAGUGGGGAUGAUUUGGACGCCAUGGCAGAGCCAUUGCCAAAGUUUAACAAUUCGGUUUCAAGUUCAUCAUCAUCAUCUCCGCAGCUUCAAAUUCUGUUUGCAGGGGAAGCAACACAUAGAACUCAUUAUUCAACAACUCAUGGUGCGUAUUUUAGUGGUCUUAGGGAAGCCAAUAGGCUUCUUCAACAUUAUAAUUUUAUUAGCAAUGGUAUAUGAUUAUGAAAGUUGGUUUGCUAUUUUAGAAUUUAGGGCCUUUUUAGAAAUGCUAUUUUUCUUUCACUUAUUAAUGUGGAAAGUCUUCAUAUUUUUCUUUCACUCCUUUGGGGGAAAUGAGAGUGCCAUAUUGAACUUAUUAUGUUAGUGAUAGGGGAAGUAUUGAAAGGGAGAGAUGGGGACAUUUCCAGAUGUAGUGAACUAUUGAUUAAUUAAAGAUAUUAUUCGUUUUCA